Stylonychia lemnae is the source of this 1515-nucleotide messenger RNA. Lineage: Eukaryota; Ciliophora; Spirotrichea; Sporadotrichida; Oxytrichidae. The record is from the annotation of a GenBank genome assembly.
AUGGAAGCAAAAAGCGAAGAGACCAAAACUACUGACACUAGUUUGAAUACAUCUAUCUCGAGCGUUGAUAUUGAAGAUGAGUUUUCAGAAGAGGAACUUAAGAAAGCUGAAGAGUUUAAAACAAAAGGAAAUGAAUCCUUUAAAAAUGGGAAAUUUGAUUAAGCUCUUGACCAUUAUUCAGAGGCUAUAUUCUGUAAAGUCACAAAAAAACAAAAGGCUAUUUACUAUUGUAAUAGAGCACUAGUUAACAUCAAACUUGAGAACUAUGCAGUUGCUCUAUUUGACGCAAAAGACAGUAUUAAUUGUGAUGAGACAUACCCUAAAGCCUAUUAUCGUAGAGGAUCUGCUUAUGUUGCCUUGGGGCAACUUGAUCUUGCAGUUAAGGAUUUCAAAAAGGUCUGCUAAUUAAUGCCAACAGAUAAAGAUGCUAGAGAGAAAUAUUUAUUGACUUAAAAGGAGUAUAAAGCAAGAGAAUUCGCAAAAUGUAUAGAGAAAGAUGACAUAAGAGUUAAUGUAAAUAUUGAUGAUGUUCCAGUUGAAUCCACUUAUACUGGUCCAAAAUUAAAUACUAUUGAUGAUUUGACUGAUGAAUGGGUUGUAGAAAUGAUGGGUUAUAUGAAGAGUGGCAAAGUUCUUCAUAAAAGAUAUGCGUAUAUGAUUAUAUUAAAAUGUAGAGAAAUCUUUGAAAAGGUUUAAUCAUUAGUUCAUAUUUCUGUACCAGAUGAUAAGGAAAUUACUGUGUGCGGAGAUAUCCAUGGACAAUUCUAUGAUCUUAUCAACAUUUUCCAAAUAAAUGGAAAUCCAUCCCAAAAUAAUCCCUAUUUAUUCAAUGGUGACUUCAUUGAUAGAGGCUCCUUCUCUGUUGAAGUUAUCAUUACAUUAUUGGCUUGGAAAGCUCUUUACCCCAAUCAUUUCUUCAUGUCUAGAGGAAACCAUGAGUCAAAAAAUCUAAAUAAAAUGUACGGAUUCGAGGGAGAAGUAAAACAUAAGUAUUGCAUUAAAACUUAUGAUCUCUUCUCAGAGCUUUUCUGCUACCUUCCAAUCUCUCAUUGCAUAAACAAGAAAAUCUUUAUUAUUCAUGGUGGUUUAUUCGCCAAGGACGGAGUUAAACUAGAGGAUAUUGCUAAAGUUAACAGAGUAAGAGAGCCUACUGAUGAAGGAAUAAUGUGUGAAUGUCUUUGGUCUGAUCCAUGCGAUCAAGAUGGUCGUCAUCCAAGCAAAAGAGGUGUCGGUGUCUAAUUUGGACCAGACGUUGCUCUAAGAUUUAUUGAAGAUAACAACUUAAAGCUCGUUGUAAGAAGCCACGAAGUAAAGCAAGAGGGCUACGAAUAUUAAAAAGGUGGUAAAGUAUUAACAGUCUUCAGUGCUCCUAAUUACUGUGAUUAAAUGGGAAACAAGGGAGCAUUUGUAAGAUUCAAUGGAGGGGAUCUUGAACCAAAGAUUACUUCUUUCGAAAAAGUUGAUCAUCCUAAAAUCCCACCAAUGGCUUACGCUUCACAAUGGAAUAUGUUCUGA